AUGGUGCAGGAGGUUGCCGGCGAGUCGGAGUUCCGCCGGCUGACGGGACAGAAAGGGAAGCUCGUAGUGGUAGACUUCACGGCCUCCUGGUGCGGCCCCUGCAAGAGGGUGGCCCCGCAGUACGAGCAGCUCGCGUCGCAACACCCGGAUGUUCUCUUCCUCAAGGUGGUAGAAGACUCCAACAAGGAGCUGAUACAGUCGCUAUCCAUCCGGGCGUUCCCGACGUUCCGCUUCUACCUCGAGGGGAACCAGGUGGACGAGACACGCGGCGCCAACAUCCAGGAGGUCGCCAGCAAGGUGGUGCAGCACAAGGCUAAGGUCGUCCAGGCCUUCGCGGGCGAGGGCAUGUCGCUCGGAGGGGGUAGCGGCGGCGGCGCAGCCGACGCUGGCGCCGCGUCGCUCACCCCGGAGGAGGCGGCGGCGGAGGCUCGAGCCAGGCGGUUGGCGCGCUUCGGAGCGAUGGAGUCUACCGGGGAGGGAGCGAAGCCGGACCCUGAGGUUGCCAAGCGCAACGCAAAGAUUCUUGCUUCCGCUGGACCCGACGAUUCCCCCCCCGUUGCCGCCGCCUCGUCCUCCUCCGCGAUGGAUGUUGAUCCCCCCGCCGUCCCCGGUGGUGGUGCGCUCGGCGGAGGUUCGAAACCUAGGCGGGCGGCGGACCCCGCGCUAGUCGGUCAGCUCACGGAGAUGGGAUUCGCGGAGGUGAGGGCGAAGAAGGCGCUCAUGUUCGGCAACGGCAACGACCUGGAGAACGCUGUGAACUGGAUCAUGGAGCACCAGGAAGACGCAGGCAUCGACGACCCCAUUCCGGAGGGCGACCAGCCGCCGGCGGCGGGGGGGCCGAUGGACGUCGACAACGGCACAAGUGCUGCGGGUGGCGUGGCGCAGAGCUUGAAGUGCGACGACUGCAAUGUGACCCUCAAGGACAUGGCGGCGGCAGAGUUGCACGCCAGCAAGACUUCCCACGACAAUUUCAGCGAGAGCACCGAGGAGGUGAAGGCCCUGACCCCCGAGGAGAAGGAGGCGAAGCUGGCGAGGAUGAAGGCGAUCAUCGCCGAGAGGAGGGCAGCCAGAGGGGAGGAGGAGAAGGUCGACCACGUCAAGCGAGAGAAAGCGAGGCGUACGAUGGGCAAGGAGGCUGCCAAGACGAAGGAGGAAAUGCAGGCUAUCGCGCGCAAGAACGAGAUUGCCCGUAUAAGGAAGGAGAAGCAGGCGUUCGACCAAGAGCGAGCACGCCUGAAGGCGGAGAUCGCCAAGGACAAGGCCGAACGCAAGGCGAGGGGAGGGAAGCUCUCCACCAAGCUCGGUGUGGACGGCUACAAGCCCGCCGCUGCGCAGGGGGUGUACGGCGGCCCUAGCGCGGCGGGAGGGGCAGGGGCGGGGGGCGCGGCACCAGCUGAUGCUGCAGGGCCCUCCGAGGAGGAACAGCCGGCUGUGAAGGCGGAGAAGUCGGAGGAAAAGAUGGAGAAGGCGGUGGACAUGCUGGCGCGGCAGACGGUGGCGGGCCUCGGGGGCACGGCCAUGAAGACUUGCCUGGCGUACAUCAAGAAUGCGCUCACUAAACCCGAGGAGGAGAAGUUCCGUUCCAUUAACCUGGACAACAACGCCUUCAAGAACCGCGUGGCCACCUGCAUCGGCGGCGUGGCCUUACUCAAGGCGGUCGGCUUCGCCAAGGAGGAGAGCCGCCUCUUCAUGAGCAUGGAGGCACGCGAUGAGGGUCUUCUGGCGAACGCCAAGGAAAAGCUAGAGGACGCUAUCGCCUCCUACGUGCCCACCAAAGCCAGCUAGGCCCAACAGUCCCGUAGCGCCGAGAGGGAGAGGUCGGGUUGAUGUCGAAAAGGGGCACGUGGCAUGCCCGUGGCCGUGACUUGUUUGUUCUUGGCUCGAGUUCGAUCGAUCACUUUCUGAGGCUCGCGGAGGUGAAAAUCCUACGCAGAGAUUCACCAGGCGCCACGAAAUUGAUUCUUAGGGUCUUGUUCGUGAUGGCAGAGGUUGAAAUGCCGAUUCUUGCAAGACUGCUAAUCCACGAACCAUCCUUAUGGGAAAGAUGUCACUGGCUCGUAAGUGUGGAGUUGUGCUUAGAAGAUGAAUACAUGUGAAAAAAAUGUGUCUACAAGAAGCGACUUGAGGCGAGAGGCCCGGACAACUGCUUUUUAAAGGACAUUGCUUUACACGUUGCGCAGCUAAGCUGCAGCGAGAGCGACGUGCCAGGUAUUCGUUCUUACGUUCUCGAUGACUUUGGGGCAGCAGAAAAAUGCUGCGUUUUAGCAGCUGCAUAGACUACACCUUCCGAAAGAGGUCUUCAGGCGGCCAGGGCCAACUUGAUACUUAGAACAUCUUUUUAUGCUCUCGGUACCCUACCGUACUCAAAUUAAACCCGCACGUUUUGUCCG
Ectocarpus siliculosus is the source of this 2390-nucleotide messenger RNA. NCBI's taxonomy places the organism in Eukaryota, Phaeophyceae, Ectocarpales, Ectocarpaceae. The record is from the annotation of a GenBank genome assembly.